GAUGGCGGCCGUGCCGGGGUCGGUGGCCGCAGCUCCUGCGGGGCGACGCGCGGGCCGGGCCCACUGAGGCGGCGGCGCAGGGAGCGGGGCUGCGGGGUCGCGGCGGCGGCGGCGGGAGAGCGGCGGGAGCGCGCGGCACCCUUAACUUCUAGUCGCGGGAGCGCGCCGGCAUCCGCCCGCCGGGCCGGCCGGUCGCUAUGUCCGGCGCCGAGGAGGCCGGCGGGGGCGGCCCGGCCGCGGGGCCCGCGGGCGCUGUGCCGGCCGGGGUCGGGGUCGGGGUCGGGGUCGGAGCCGGGCCCGGGGCGGCCGCCGGGCAGGCGGCGGCGGCGGCGCUGGGCGAGGCGGCGGGGCCUGGGCUCCCGGACGAGGCGGGCUUGGCGGGCGCCCGGCAGCUACAGCUGCAGGAGGCGGCCGGCGACCCCGACGCGCCGCCCAAGAAGCGGCUGCGGGCAGCCGAGGCGGCCGAGGCGGCGGCGGCGGCGGCGGCGGCCGGCAGCGGGAAACUGGAGGAGCGGCUCUACUCGGUGCUGUGCUGCACCGUGUGCCUGGACCUGCCCAAGGCCUCCGUGUACCAGUGUACUAAUGGUCACUUGAUGUGCGCUGGCUGUUUUAUCCACCUACUAGCAGAUGCCCGGCUGAAGGAGGAGCAGGCCACGUGCCCCAAUUGUCGUUGUGAGAUCAGUAAGAGCCUCUGCUGCCGGAACCUGGCUGUGGAGAAAGCCGUGAGCGAGCUGCCUUCAGAGUGUGGCUUCUGCCUGCGCCAGUUUCCCCGCUCCCUCCUGGAGAGGCACCAGAAAGAGGAAUGCCAGGACAGGGUAACCCAGUGCAAGUACAAACGCAUCGGCUGCCCGUGGCACGGCCCCUUCCACGAGCUGACAGUGCACGAAGCUGCAUGUGCCCACCCGACCAAGACAGGCAGCGAGCUGAUGGAGAUCCUAGAUGGGAUGGACCAGAGCCACCGCAAGGAGAUGCAGCUGUACAACAGCAUCUUCAGCCUGCUCAGCUUCGAGAAGAUCGGCUACACAGAGGUCCAGUUCCGGCCGUACCGCACAGAUGACUUCAUCACGCGCCUGUACUACGAGACACCCAGGUUCACAGUGCUGAACCAGACGUGGGUCCUGAAGGCUCGCGUCAAUGACUCGGAGCGCAACCCCAACCUGUCGUGCAAGCGUACGCUGUCCUUUCAGCUCCUCCUCAAGAGCAAGGUCACAGCACCACUGGAGUGCUCCUUCCUGCUGCUCAAGGGCCCCUACGAUGACGUGAGGAUCAGCCCUGUCAUCUACCACUUCGUCUUCACCAACGAGAGCAACGAGACGGACUACGUGCCACUGCCCAUCAUUGACUCCGUGGAGUGCAACAAGCUGCUGGCCGCCAAGAACAUCAACCUGCGGCUCUUCCUGUUCCAGAUACAGAAGUAGGGCAGGGCCUCAGGACGCCCAAGGAGCUGACGGGCAGCAUCCCAGCACCGCUGCCCUGUCCACCUGGCUGGCAGCUGCUUCACGGGACUAUCUGAUCAUUUUAGCAAAGGAGGAGAACAAACGAAGCCAACACAGGGCAAGUCUGCAUGUGUGCGUGACAGGACCCCCGCCUCCGGCUCACCCCCUGACCCCUGCCUCCCCUCCUUCCGAGGGCCGCCAGAGGCUGGGCUGACCCGAAGAGGAGAUGGUGCACCAGGCACCCCGAGGCUCAGAGACGGUGGCAGCAAGGAGGCCGAGAGGCACAGCGACCCUGCCCCAGCCCUUCGGUGCAGUCAGGCGGCAGGGCUGCUCCAUCCCUGCGGGUUCCGGCCGGGCGCGGGGGCCUUGCUGACGUCAGACGGGAUAUCCGAAUAUCUGAUAGCAAUUAAAAGGCAGCCUUGUUUCGUACUUUCUGUUUUGUUCGAGGGGAAGGCAUGGCUGUGAAUGGACAGCGUGGGAGCUUUGGUUUGGCCUGGGGGUCAGAGCCUGCCCCGUCCCCAUCUCUGUGCCCGCACACGUUCCCCGAGGAAGACUCAGAGACGCUGCCUCCCCCUACACUCUGUCAUGGGGUCUUGAGACUGAGGCUUGGGCAGGGAGAUCCAGGUAGGGUCGGGGCUGCCCUGGCCAACUGGCCACUCCCAGGGAGACAGGACUCAGCCACAGGGCUCAGCAGACAUUUUCGGAAAGCAGGGUGAAAUUGUCUCUUCCCAGGAAAAAGAUUAAACUCCUUGCAGGCUCUUUGAUAAGUUACACAA
Messenger RNA from Macaca mulatta (Rhesus monkey), 2212 nucleotides. It is a transcript of the gene ZFTRAF1, whose product is annotated as cysteine and histidine rich 1. Gene Ontology annotation, molecular function: zinc ion binding. Lineage: Eukaryota; Metazoa; Chordata; Mammalia; Primates; Cercopithecidae. The record is from RefSeq and is a predicted model, not a curated record. Gene Ontology annotation, cellular component: nucleus.